Messenger RNA from Serpula lacrymans var. lacrymans S7.9, 1923 nucleotides. RefSeq lists its product as uncharacterized. The coding region runs from base 1 to 1923 and encodes 640 amino acids. NCBI's taxonomy places the organism in Eukaryota, Fungi, Basidiomycota, Agaricomycetes, Boletales, Serpulaceae. The transcript is spliced from 8 exons. The record is from RefSeq and is a predicted model, not a curated record. Gene Ontology annotation, biological process: peptidyl-serine phosphorylation; intracellular signal transduction. Gene Ontology annotation, molecular function: protein serine/threonine kinase activity; ATP binding.
AUGUCAACCGCUCAGUACGUCGUCCCCGAAAAUGAAGUGGUGCCCUUCUCGCCCUUUGAAGUGUAUGAAUCCUUCAAUUGGCCACCGGCGAGUAGCAUUCACUCCAAAGAGUCCACCUCAAUGAGGCUAGACAUGUCCCAAGACGGACUCCUGGAAGACUCUCCCGUUCGCUAUUACUUCACCGAAUUCGGUGUCAGGUUGCAGCCACGCACGAUGCCAACGAUUUCCAAACUAACUGCUGUUCGAACAGUUGAAACAAAGACAAGCACAAGCGAUAACCCUUUUGAGACGUCGCAAGAUUAUCUUCAGCCAAGUCCAAGGCACUUCACUCGAUCAACUUCAACUCUCGUAGCAAAAGAAACGAAUCAAUCGAAGUUCUGCGAGCAGCCCACGCUCUCUUUGUUUCGUACCGCGCACCUUCGGGAUUAUACAAUCGUGAGACACAUUGGUACUGGGACAAGCGGAACUGUAUACAAAGUCAAGGAAAAGUCAGCAACUGCAUAUAAAUAUUUGGAUUUGGCUUUGAAGGUUAUAAACAAAAGCCAACAUCUCGGAGAAGUUGAGUGUCUAACGCGAGAACAAAAGGCCUUGCGAAGAGUUGUGGGAAGCCCCUGGUUUCUCCAGCUUCAUGCUAGUUUCCACGACACCGAGAAUUUUUACCUCGCAACCGAAUUUUGUAUAGGCGGCGACCUUGAAGCUGAAAUUAUGCGAUGUGGCCAUUUAUCCGCACAACGGACCCAAUUCUACGCUGCAGAGAUACUCUUAGGUCUCGAACAUCUACAUAAACUCGGUAUUAUCCAUCGAGAUAUCAAGCCGAGCAACAUCCUCCUAAACUCUUCAGGUCGUAUCGUCAUCGCAGACCUCGGACUUGCCAAGGUCUUCGAGCGGACAUCCAUCCCCGAGAAAGAUAGACUUGAUGCAGACGAUAGUGCGAAACUCAGUGCCGAUACCUGGCCUCUCUCCCCUUUUGACGACAGCAUCAUCGACCACGAACGAGUCUUCCAAACCAAUACCCCCUGUGGAUCCGCGAACUACAUGGCUCCGGAAAUGUUCGGUUCAUCCGCAUACAGUUUUGCAGUGGACUACUGGUCACUCGCUAUAACGGUGUAUGAUAUGGCUACAGGCAAGGUCCCUUGGCACCACCCCAAUGUGCAGACGCUAUGUGAAACUAUCCUUCACGAACCCCUUUCUUUCGAGGAUACCGUAGAUGUCGAUGAAACUACAAAGGAUUUUCUGUACCGUGCACUUGAGAAAAGCCCUCAGGAUAGGCUGUCAGUGAAAGCGAUGAAAGAACAUGCUUAUUUCUCUGGGAUAGAUUGGUCCAAUUUAGCGACUCAUUCAACUUUGGCACCUCACAUUCCUGAUCCCCUCAUUGAUGACUCAACGAUCCAAAUGCCUAGCACUGAGCCGAUCAUCCAGUCAGGCUCACCCUAUGAUUUCUCUACCGACCCUUUCCCAGAGUACACAUACUGUCCCUCACCUAUUUGGGCAGCUGAGGACGGUCCGCCCUCAGCAGACACAGAGCUGGACCAGCACCACCAGCCACAGUCGUCAAUCGCAGAACUACGAGAAUCUUUGGCAUCGUCGAUCGAUGGAUCACCCCACCGAUCAAAUCAGGCGUCGCGGACAUUUAUCAAUGCUCGCCGGUUAUGGAACAAGAUCCAUCUCCAUCGGCCACAACUACGCCAAAGUAAUACCUGUGCUCUCCAGUCGUACGACGAUGCACCCUUGCGCACCCACCACAAACAUACUGACGCCCCUGGAGCCGAUCCUGCCACCACCGAAUACACAUCGGCUCCAUCGAGCGGUGACCUUGGCGUGAAGGCGUCGAAAGGACCGCAUGUUAGACGAUGGUUCCGGCGAGUCUGCUCUCGUGCGUCUGCUGUUAAUUAUAAAGCUGGCUCAGAGGAGAAUUCUCCAUAG